Aspergillus steynii IBT 23096 is the source of this 1264-nucleotide messenger RNA. It is a transcript of the gene rasB, whose product is annotated as Ras small monomeric GTPase RasB. The record is from RefSeq and is a predicted model, not a curated record. Gene Ontology annotation, molecular function: GTPase activity; GDP binding; GTP binding. Gene Ontology annotation, biological process: signal transduction. The coding region runs from base 119 to 847 and encodes 242 amino acids. The transcript has 2 exons. Gene Ontology annotation, cellular component: plasma membrane. Lineage: Eukaryota; Fungi; Ascomycota; Eurotiomycetes; Eurotiales; Aspergillaceae.
CCCCCCACUGCUCUCCUCGACUGCUUUCUUUUCCCUCGACCUCCCGUCCCAUUCGAUCCAAAAACGCCCGUCACGCUUCCACCGUGCCCGUCGUCCUUGGGCAUAAUCCUCAGUCACCAUGUCGGGAAAGAUGACGUUGUACAAGUUGGUGGUGCUGGGAGAUGGUGGUGUCGGCAAGACAGCGCUCACCAUCCAGCUGUGCUUGAACCAUUUCGUCGAAACGUAUGAUCCGACAAUCGAAGACUCGUACCGGAAGCAGGUGGUGAUCGACCAGCAAUCGUGCAUGUUGGAAGUCCUGGAUACCGCCGGCCAGGAAGAAUACACGGCCCUGCGAGACCAGUGGAUCCGUGAUGGCGAGGGUUUCGUGCUGGUCUACAGUAUCACCUCGCGCGCCUCGUUCUCGCGGAUACAGAAGUUCUACAACCAGAUCAAGAUGGUCAAGGAAUCGGCCAAUUCCGGCUCCCCCUCCGGGGCCAGUUAUCUCGGCUCCCCCGUCCACGCCUCGUCCGGCGCUUCGCUCCCCGUUCCCGUGAUGCUGGUUGGCAACAAGAGCGACAAGGCCGUCGAGCGCGCCGUGUCGGCCCAGGAAGGACAGGCACUGGCCAAGGAUCUGGGCUGCGAAUUCGUGGAGGCCUCCGCCAAGAAUUGCAUCAACGUCGAAAAGGUGUUCUACGACGUCGUCCGAAUGCUUCGACAGCAGCGUCAACAACAGGGCGGACGAUCCCAGGAUCGGCGACCGACCGGCUUGGGCAGCAUGCGCGACCGUGAUGCCGGCCCGGAAUACCCCAAGUCUUUCCGACCAGACCGUUCACGACAUCGCGGCGGUAUCAAGUGUACCAUCCUGUGAGCGGGGCCAUUGGAACGAUCCCGUCGUGUCGGCCGGUUCGAGCGGUCGCCCAAGAUUCCCGACUGUUCUUUCCUUUCUCUCAUGUCGAUCUCGUGAUUAUUAUGGCAGUACAGAUGGCCUGUCCUCCCUCCCGUCCUGCUCCGAACGGUUUGCCUUCGACAGUUCAUCCGCGAGAGCUCAUGCGAGCCUGCUCCAUGACCAAUCCUUUCUCUUGUUUAUAUUGACUGCCACGCAAAUUUGGCCGUCCUCCGGUUUUGCACCUAGCGCCUGGCUUUAGUUUUUCAUCGGCAGACUCUUUCCUGCCGCCUCCUUUCCCCUCCUCACUUUCCUCCUUCGACUCGCUGGGAAUGCAGCGGUGGGUAAUUCCAUGUGCUUGAUGCAUUGUCCUUUUUUUUUUUUUUUUUUUUUUUUUUGUCU